Dovyalis caffra is the source of this 594-nucleotide messenger RNA. Lineage: Eukaryota; Viridiplantae; Streptophyta; Magnoliopsida; Malpighiales; Salicaceae. The record is from the annotation of a GenBank genome assembly.
AUGGCAAGGGUGGCGGCGCGUGCAACUCACUGUAUGCUUGGAGCUCAAAAACCAGAUGUUUUCAGUAGAGAAGCCGGUGCGGUGGUUCCGGUUCCAAAAGUCAAGUCUAGUGAAGCUGAGAAUGGGAAGAUAGUGUUGCAACCAAGGCUGUGCACCCUGAGGUCGUACGGUCAGGAUGGAUAUGGGGUGGUGAAGAUUAGUCCGAGAAAGGACGGAGGAGAUCAUGAAAAGGUGGUGUCUCCGUUUUUUGAAACUUUAUCGGAGUAUAUUGAAAGUUCUAAGAAAAGUCAGGAUUUCGAGAUCAUUUCUGGUCGACUUGCUAUGAUUGUGUUUGCAGCAACAGUGACAACAGAGGUGGUUACUGGAAAUUCUGUGUUUAGAAAGAUGGAUUUACAAGGAAUUGCCGAAGCAGUAGGAGUAUGUUUGGGCGCUGUUACUUGUGCUGCAAUUUUUGCUUGGUUCUCUAGCGCUCGCAAUAGAGUAGGCCGUAUCUUCACGAUUGGCUGCAACACUUUUAUUGAUUCACUGAUAGAUGAGAUUGUUGAUGGCCUUUUCUACGAAAGCGAGCCCAGUGAUUGGUCUGAUGAGAUUUGA